Messenger RNA from Dermacentor silvarum, 1285 nucleotides. RefSeq lists its product as uncharacterized. The transcript is spliced from 6 exons. The record is from RefSeq and is a predicted model, not a curated record. Lineage: Eukaryota; Metazoa; Arthropoda; Arachnida; Ixodida; Ixodidae. Bases 1 to 1041 code for a protein of 346 amino acids.
AUGGACGACGCCGUUCUCGCCGACAGUGCCAGAGCCCAUCCUUUUAGUUUAUUUUGCGGCGGCAGUUCAUACUGUCCGAGUGCACCCCCCCCCCCCCCCCCGUUUUUUUCCAGAUCUGGAACCUGUGCCUUGGCCCCUGGCACCCGUUUCCUGCACCCGGCCGUGUCUCGCACAGCUGACGUUCAGCACCUGUCUUUCGUCCAGCAGCUGAUCGUGUCUUCACUUCUGUUCCUGCCUCAUUGCUAUUGUGUCCUGGUGAAUGAAGCUGCCUGCAAUCCCCACCCUGCAGAACGUCCACUGCACUCCGCAUCCUUUAGUGCCAGACGCACGCGACGGAUUUUCCUGCACCCGGCCGUGUCUCGCACAGAUGACGUUCAGCACCUGUCUGUCGUCCAGCAGCUGAUCGUGUCUUCACUUCUGUUCCUGCCUCACUGCUGUUGUGUCCUGGUGAAUGAAGCUGCCUGCAAUCCCCGCCCUGCAGAACGUCCACUGCACUCCGCAUCCUUUAGUGCCAGACGCACGCGACGGAUUUUCCUGCACCCGGCCGUGUCUCGCACAGAUGACGUUCAGCACCUGUCUGUCGUCCAGCAGCUGAUCGUGUCUUCACUUCUGUUCCUGCCUCACUGCUGUUGUGUCCUGGUGAAUGAAGCUGCCUGCAAUCCCCGCCCUGCAGAACGUCCACUGCACGGCGUGUCUCGUGCAGAUGACGUUCAGCACCUGUCUGUCGUCCAACAGCUGAUCGUGUCUUCCCUUCUGUUCCUGCCUCACUGCUAUUGUGUCCUGGUGAAUGAAGCUGCCUGCAAUCCCCGCCCUGCAGAACGUCCACUGCACUCUGCAGCCCUAUAUCUGUUGCCCAUCAAGGUCUGUCCCACCAGCGUAGCAGGCAAUGACACCAAGUGCAGAUCGCAUGGACGCAGGCGUUGCUCUCGCCACUCAUCACAUUGCUGCUCCCGAAGACGUCGUGCUGCAGGAAACGUUCUUCGCUGCCUCGACGAGGCCACACAACUAUUAAGUCCCAAGAAACAGCGCGAUGUCGCGUGACAUGAAUGAUCAUCUAACAUCCCGGUUGGAGUUGUUCGUUCCACCCUGUAGCAGUGCGACGGCCACUCGAUGAAGUCGCACGUUAUUUAAUGGCUGUGACCGUAUAUGGGUACAGAAAAAUCCCAGGUAACAUGCUGUUCUAGUUCGUAGUGGUACACUGAUCAAACUCUAGCAUUGGGUUGAUCUGGGGAUUCUUGCUUCUUACAUUCAUUGACAUUCUAUGCUUUUGUAAUUUUACACUGAU